This is a messenger RNA of Neomonachus schauinslandi (Hawaiian monk seal), 2161 nucleotides long. RefSeq names its product HEXIM P-TEFb complex subunit 1 (gene HEXIM1). Gene Ontology annotation, molecular function: 7SK snRNA binding; cyclin-dependent protein serine/threonine kinase inhibitor activity. The coding region runs from base 697 to 1776 and encodes 359 amino acids. Gene Ontology annotation, biological process: negative regulation of transcription by RNA polymerase II; negative regulation of cyclin-dependent protein serine/threonine kinase activity. The transcript has a single exon. NCBI's taxonomy places the organism in Eukaryota, Metazoa, Chordata, Mammalia, Carnivora, Phocidae. Gene Ontology annotation, cellular component: nucleoplasm; nucleus; cytoplasm. The record is from RefSeq and is a predicted model, not a curated record.
UGGAGAGGCAGGUUGGGAGGGGAAGUCGGGGGAGGAGGCGGAAGAGUUGCUGUCGGAAGGGGGAGGAGGGAGGGGGGGAAAAGAGGAGGAGGCGGUGGAGAUCUGAGCUGAGCCGAGCAUCGAGCCAAAGGGGAGAUGAGUUUGUCUGUCCUCGGCUGAGGCUCCGGCCGGGCCUAGGGAACUGGGAGCUCGGGUUGGAGCGACACCCGUGGAAGUGGGAGGAGGUGGCUCUGGGACUUUAACCCCUUGUGGGCGCUGCGGCAGGGGAUUUAACCCUUUGUGGAUUCGGCCCCUCGGAGGCAGCGUCAUCGGGUAGUUUUAACCCCUUCGGGGCUGGGUUUAACCCGUUGGACUUUAACCUCAUCUCCUUGCCCACCAACUCCUCGAUCGUGGGGGCGCUCUGCGGGGAGGCUUGAGGUCCACCCCCUUUGCACAUUACGUACUGUUACUGCUGCUGCACCCCCUUGGACCCGCUAGCUGGCCGCGCUGUGGGCACUUAACCCUUUACUGACUUGAGCUCUCCCAAGUUGCAAUUGGAGUUUGUUUACAGAAGGACUGGCUAAAGGCGUCACUGCAGGAAUUACAGACCGAAGAGGACUCUGCUGGACAUUUUUUAAAAGAAAAGAAAAACCUCUUUUUUCCUUAAGGACUUACAGCCAAAAUUUUUCAAACUUCGAGAAGAGGACUCUAUUAGUCAUGGCCGAGCCACUCUUGUCAGAAUACCAGCACCAGCCUCAAACUAGCAACUGUACAGGUGCUGUUGCUGUUCAUGAUGAGCGGAACCCCGAUCGCCCCCCAGGCGCGGAGGAGCGGGUGCCCGAGGAGGACAGUAGGUGGCAAUCGAGAGCGUCCCCCCAGUCGGGUGGCCGUCCGGGGCAGGAGGGGGAAGGGAGCUUGGAGCCGCAGCCGCCUCUCCUGCAGACCCCCGUCUGUCCAGAACCUAGCUGCCCGCAAGCAAGCAAGAAGGGCCAGAAUGGGGACGACUUGUCCGCUGGCGGAGCCCCCCCGCCGGCGGCUGGGGGGGAACCGAGGCCCGAGGCCGAGCCUCUCGCACAGCCAUGUCAUGAUUCCGAGGCCAACAAGUUGGGGGCUCCUGCUGCAGGGGGCGAGGAGGCGUGGGGACAGCAGCAGAGACAGCUGGGCAAGAAAAAACAUAGGAGACGCCCCUCCAAGAAGAAGCGGCAUUGGAAACCGUACUACAAGCUGACUUGGGAGGAGAAGAAAAAGUUCGACGAGAAACAGAGCCUGCGAGCUUCAAGGAUUCGAGCUGAGAUGUUCGCCAAGGGCCAGCCUGUCGCACCCUAUAACACCACGCAGUUCCUCAUGGAUGAUCACGACCAAGAGGAGCCGGAUCUCAAAACCGGUCUCUACCCCAAGCGGGCCGCUGCCAAAUCCGACGACACCAGCGAUGAGGACUUCAUGGAAGAAGCGGGCGAGGAGGAUGGGGGCAGCGACGGGAUGGGAGGAGACGGCAGCGAGUUUCUGCAGCGGGACUUCUCGGAGACCUACGAGCGGUACCACGCGGAGAGUCUGCAGAACAUGAGCAAGCAGGAGCUCAUCAAGGAGUACUUGGAGCUGGAGAAGUGCCUCUCGCGCAUGGAGGACGAGAAUAACCGGCUGCGGCUGGAAAGCAAGCGGCUGGGCGGCGACGACGCGCGUGUGCGGGAGCUGGAGCUAGAGCUGGACCGGCUGCGCGCCGAGAACCUCCAGCUGCUGACGGAGAACGAACUGCACCGGCAGCAGGAGCGAGCGCCGCUGUCCAAGUUUGGAGACUAGACUGAAACUUUUUGGGGGGAGGGGGCAAAGGGGACUUUUUACAGUGAUGGAAUGUAACAUUAUACACAUGUGUAUAUAAGACAGUGGACCUUUUUAUGACAAUAAUCAGAAGAGCAAAUCCCCCCGGCUUUGGUUGGUUUGGUAAAUUUAGCUAUGAUGUAGCUUGCGUGCUUUUCUCCUGUUCUUUAAUUAUGUGAAACUGAAGGGUUGCUUUUCUUGUUUUCUUUUUAGAAGUUUUUUUUUUUUAAUGUGUAAGUAACUUGACCAAGUUAUAAUGCAUUUUUCUGUUAAAAAAUCCCCUCCUUAAACGGAGCUAUAAGGUGGCCAAAUCUGAGAACCAUUAAAUUCAUUCUAGCUAUAAUAAAUUUAAUAUUUGUAAAUGUAA